AUGCCUCCGGGCGCCUUUGCACGACUAGCGGGGCUACUACUAGCCCUAGCAGGACUCAAGACGGCGAACGCGGCCUUCCCCGAGAGUUUUGCGUAUAAAUGUGAGAGUAACAAGUGUCUGUACACGACAGACACGUCCGGGACGGUGUAUACAGACCCUGUGGCCUGCGUUAAAGAGUGCCGCACGUCGGAUCUGCAGAAUGUGGACGAAGGCAGCGACCUCUCGGACGUAGCCAGCAUGACAGUGACCUCGUCACUUAACGGCACGUGCUCCAACUGCUCGCUCGUGGUCUCGUCCACCUACAAUUUCCCACAGAUGCUCGAGACGUUUGACCUUACGACGGCCUCUGUGGCUUCCUCGUCCUGCAAUUUUACGUGCGAGAUCACACUGGACACGCCCACGCUUUGGACAUUGGAAGGCUCGUCAUCGGACUGUUUUGCAGGCUCAGAAGACACAGACGUGGACUGCUCCAGAGACGGAAAUGCCACCAUCAUGUCGCUGGACGCCGACGCUCUGGGAGUCUUGAUGGCGGUUCGUAACAGCUACGAAUUCCUAGUGGACCACGUGACGACGAGACUUGGACCAGGCACAUUCUCGGAGGAUACGACGCUGUCGGUAAAGUUUGAGGGAACAGGCUGUAUCGCGUCGUCCAGCAACGCACAACAGGCGUUCCAGCUGGACCUCACGUCGGAUUCCUACGAACUUAUCGGCACAUUUACGAACACGGCGAUGGAAGCGACGAACCCUACUAUUAUGAGCUCCACACCCGUGACGAUGAGUGUCACUAGCGGCGCUGUGCUCAGUGCCGGCGCCUUCUUUUUGCUCCGUGUAGCAAGUGACAAGGAAGCCGAGUUCGGAACGUUGAUCGAGAAUGUCUCGUCGGCUUCGAUGACACUUCCAGACUCUGGAAGUUCGUCUCCAGUAGACCUGGAACUAUUCGUAGGGGCGUCCAAUAUCUCCUUCACGAUCCCAGAUUCGUUUACCGGCAGUAUCCAGAAUGGACACACAGUCAACAUCACGUUCGAGACGUUCCAGAACCCGGCCAACAACUCGGUGGCUAUUGAUAAAGUGUAUCUUUCAGCAUACCAAGGCUUGGCUUCGGCCGUGGACAACUCGCCCAUCAAGUUUUACUCGCUAGAUGACGCCAGUCGGUCACUCAAAGCGGCUCCAUUGGAUAUCGUGACUGUGGUGGUAUAUGGCGCGUGUUUCCUGUUUUCUCUUGUGAUCAUCCGAUGGCACGGCUUGCCGUUGACUGUGAACACGCUGUGGACAGACUUGGUGGCUAUCACGGCGCUCUUUUCCUUCGCUGCGGGGACGGGAGGCUUCCUGGUGUGGGUUAUCCAGCCGUCCAAGGCGUACGUUCACUGGUAUACAGCUCAGUAUUUCUUCAAUACGGCGAUGAUCUUGUCGCUGUGCUUCCAUUGGGCUACAGUGCUGUCGUUUAAGUGCUUCAAGAAGCUCAGUUUCACUUCCCCCGUCGUGCUGGCUUAUGUGCUGCUCAAUGCGUGUGUGUUGGCGUUCAUUCUCGUGGUAUCGAGUAUGGCGGAGGAGAAGCUGGAGUGCGUCUACGACGUAAAGUCCACGUCGUGUUCGUCAGAAGAAGAGUGUGCGCUAUCCAUCGCUGCAGAGGGAAAGAUCGUCCGAUCGGCCAUUGAGGAGUGCGAAAUGGAGGCGUUUUACUUGGCAUUUGGCACGGGAUUCCUAGUCUACACGCUGAUGUUGAUGGUACUUGGCUGUAUGGUCAUGAGUCGUGGGCGAACGCUGAUGCUAAACGAAGAUACGUCCGACGCGCGGAUCCGCAAGAGUCUCACGAUCUUCUAUGCAAUUAUCGCGACGACGUGUGUCCUAUACGUGUCGGCGCAGGUCAUCUACAUCGCGCAGUAUGUGUCUCAGAAAGGUGAGGACAACCAGCUCUCGGACGCAGUAUGGUACAUCUUCAUCGUGUGGCUGCCACACAGUCUUCCGCCGCUUCUACUGCUCUUCUUACAGUGGAAUCCAAGCACUGAGAACUUCCGACAGGACGAAGCACCUUCAGUCGACCAGAGCUCCAAGGAAGAUGUGUUUAACUACACGCCACGCUCGUCUGGAUCGUCCAGUCACAUGCCGUACUCGAAGCUGCUACGUGACCGCUUGAGUAUGGGCGAUUCGCUGCUAAACAAUGAUGAACCUGGCAGUCGCUUGCGUCUCAUUGUGCGGCUUAAGCUGCCGGCGUCUUUCGACCGUGCGUGCUUCGUGUCGCUCGACUUCUACUCAUCGAAGGAGACGAUUACAUCCAGCAACUCGCUGCACAAUUUAUCGAACGCAGCAGCUUGGAAAUGCGUAGGAACGACGGAGCCCGUCGGCGUGGCAGGAGAGACAGAGUCGGUGCUGACUACAGGCUCGACACACACCAUUUUCCCGUUCGUCGCUGUGCUUGAAGUGCCAGUAAUUGGCCCAGCGUCCAACACGUUGCUGCGCUUUAUGGUGCACGCAAGUACGCUCGGCAAGCGGGAAGGGUCUUCGAAUUAUCUGGACCGCUCCAGCUCCAGCUCGCGCAGUCAAGACUCGUCGAACCCUCAACUCUCGUUCCAGAUGACGAUGUUUCAUCCAGUAUUGGAGUUUGUGACGUCGUCUCAGGCAGUACUAGACGCAGCAGCAAGUGGCCACUCGCUGAACAUUCAUCCGUCCGACGACCACACGUGUGCUAUCCUCGAGGAGUUCUCGUCUUUGCAGAGUGAGAUUAACACCAUUUUGAUGGGCAACGCCAAGAACGCCGAGCUGAGUGUGCAGACGGUCAUGAUGCCUGGCGAUACGUCGAAUCGCGACGAGGCUGCGUCGCACAAGAACAUCGGCAACAUCAUCCGCUUCUUCCAGUACGACACGGAAGAUGGCGGCGGUGGGUUGGUGGUCGAAGAUCUGCAGGAGAGCGUGUACUCGAACGCGAUUCCGCGUCAGUUGAUCGAGUUGAUUGCGGCCGAGAGACAAGAGCAGGCGGAUCGUGCGCGUGAGGAUCUGCACAGCUUCCUCCACCAGAAGAAGGGCAAGCAGAACAUGGGUUUCUACGGCACGUUGAUUGGCCAGAUUCAGGACGACACAGACUCUUCGCUUGCACGUGAGUGGUUGGAAGACCGUGUGCGACGACGCAAGGAGUAUGUGGCUAUGCUACGUAGAAAUAUUCAGUACUUGGUAAACCGCGACAAGCACAAGAACUACUUUAAGGCGAGUGUGGAGAAAAAAUCGACCGACUUGCGCUUUGUGCCGAUCAAUAUGCACAUCCAAGAUCUGCUGAUCGGACCGACGAACGCGUUCAUCAACGACGAGCGGAGACGAUCGUCGAAAGAAGUGUCUGCCUACGACUUCACUACGGUGGGCGCGCCUGCAGCUCACGUGUACAAGUUUAACAAGGGCGGCAUCCUCUCGUACCAGAACCGACGCAAGAAAAUGGAAGCCAAGAUCGCAGACGCAGACUUGGACUUGUCCAAAUGGCCCGAGGAAGUUCGUGAGUAUGACGACCUCAAGUGGGAUCUACAGCUACGUAUGGACUGUGCCUUUGCCCAGGCAUUAGCAGCACUCACGUGUAGUUUUGUGCGGAAAGUGGAGGUGGCAAUCCAGAACCCGGACGUCAUCCGUGGCGAAGAUAUGCUGCGUCAGAUGUCCAGUUUGGGGUUCCUGUUCCAGGUGGAAUCUCUGUUGUCUACACACGGCAAGGAGAUCGGCAUGCUGGAAGAUAUGGCGGGCUCAGUGGAGCAUCUGAGUUGUGUGACCUUUGUGAUCCAAGAUGUGCGUGACAAGCCGACGAAUCGCUUCUCGUUCCGCAUGUCACGGCGAAAGGAUGUGGCGGACGAGGCGGGCGUAGUGAAGGUCACUGUCUCGAACAAGACUGGAGCCAAGCGGUCACAUAUCAAGUACAUUGUGACGAUCCAAGUGGCUACAAGUGAAGUGGAGUUGCCUGAACGUCUGGCUGCUGGCGGUGAGAUCCACGUGACGCCGGUUUUGUUCUCUCAAGGUAUCAAUGAGAUGCAGACGAUUGCUAAUAACACUGAACGCGCCAAGACGGAGCUACAGGAUGUCAUUAACUUCCGCAGUCUGAAGCCGUUGAAGGCGUUCUGCGAAAAGUACCGUCGUCUUGUAGUCGCGAUGCCUAAUAGCGGCAUGAGCGGCUUGUCUUCGAGUCGCAGUCGUGCCGGCUCAACUCGCUACAAGGCCAUGUCGACAGACUCGACACUGACGUCUCCGCUGCGCCUCACACAAGAUGAAGUAACGCAGGAGCUACGUGCGCUGGAGACGUCAAUCAACGAAGCGGCUCAGAGUCUGGUGAAGACGAAGCGUACGGAGAUUUUGAAGCGCUCGUCGGACUUGUGUCGGGAACUCGGAGGCGGACGUGUGACGGUUUGUAAGAGUGCCAAGGACCGUACAGCCAUGUCGGUGACGCUAGAACAGGUGCGUAUCCUGCAGCGUCAUCACGAUCUACCAGCACAUCGCGUCCCAGCCACAGUCUCUGUCAUGCGAAGUCACGGCGUACGUAUCGAGAAUGCUCUCAAGAACACGGGCAAGCGUCAGUUCGCCUUCAACAAACUGCAACGCUCGCUCUUGCCUGAGGAUUAUCGCUGUCCUGACCAAGUGGGUGGCACGGGUAACGUCAGCUAGAGACGCCAUUCACGUUUUCAAGAGACAGAAGCCAAGGUAUACAGAUCUAAUAGUAAUUUUUGUGUUUUUU
Phytophthora infestans T30-4 is the source of this 4696-nucleotide messenger RNA. RefSeq names its product inositol-3,4-bisphosphate 4-phosphatase, putative. The record is from RefSeq and is a predicted model, not a curated record. Gene Ontology annotation, molecular function: phosphatidylinositol-3,4-bisphosphate 4-phosphatase activity. NCBI's taxonomy places the organism in Eukaryota, Oomycota, Peronosporomycetes, Peronosporales, Peronosporaceae. The transcript has a single exon. Gene Ontology annotation, cellular component: cytoplasm. Bases 1 to 4626 code for a protein of 1541 amino acids.